This is a messenger RNA of Etheostoma cragini (Arkansas darter), 1871 nucleotides long. It is a transcript of the gene dlx6a, whose product is annotated as distal-less homeobox 6a. Gene Ontology annotation, molecular function: DNA-binding transcription factor activity, RNA polymerase II-specific; RNA polymerase II cis-regulatory region sequence-specific DNA binding. Gene Ontology annotation, biological process: regulation of transcription by RNA polymerase II; cell differentiation; embryo development. The record is from RefSeq and is a predicted model, not a curated record. The transcript is spliced from 3 exons. Lineage: Eukaryota; Metazoa; Chordata; Actinopteri; Perciformes; Percidae. The coding region runs from base 609 to 1349 and encodes 246 amino acids.
CUGAGGAAAAGAGGCACAUAAACUGCUGCUCAUCGACUAAAUCAAAGUGCAUGCUAUAUGUUGCGCGUUGUGCGAAAUUCGAGGGGUUUGGGUAAAAAAAAAAAAAAAUCGACUCGGCAAUUCCAAAAGUGUUGGUUUUACUGUGUGAAGCUUGUCUGUAGGAAUUAUGCGUCUUUCCCACCAUAUAUCAUUUCCUCCAUAGUUGUGGUGGGAGCUGGUAAGGUGGGUUAACUCCAGCUCAAGUCUCCGUGAAGCGCAGAGCACUGAUGACGUUGGGUUGGAUGACCAAUCGGGAGGCGCUGCCCUUUGGAGACAAACCAUUUUACUUGUAGUGUCUGCAUCAAGUCUGGAAGCAAGGGCUCAAUUUUAACAGAAUCCACCUUAAAAUCUCUCCCUUAACUUAUGCCUACCUUCCGCCACUUUGAGUGAGCAUAUCACACGACAAGGGGGGAAAUAAAGACGCCUCUGGGAGAAAAAAACGGGUAUUAAUAGGACAAUAUCUGUUCGCGGUGGAGAGGGGGAGAGAGACAACAGCACAGCGAGAGAGAGAAAGCCGAUUUGGUCUUGAGAGAGAGAGGGGGGUGAGUGCUCUCAAGGCAGAAAAUUCGAUGAUGACCAUGACUACGAUGGCUGACGGUCUGGAGGCUCAGGACUCGUCCAAGUCUGCUUUCAUGGAGUUUGGGCAGCAGUCGCACUCACAGCAGAGCUCCCCGUCGAUGGCCAGCGGCCACUACCCGCUGCACUGUCUCCACUCCGGCUCACACGCUCACCACCAGCACGACAACACCGCGUACACCGGGACCAACACCUACAACAGGUCGCUACCCUACCCCUACGUGAGCCAUCCGCACCACAGCCCGUACCUGCCAUCCUAUCACAACAACACGGGAGGACAGACAAGGUUAGACGGCACAGAGCAGCAGAAAACGACGGUGAUUGAAAACGGGGAAAUUCGUUUUAAUGGUAAAGGCAAGAAGAUUCGCAAACCUCGGACAAUUUAUUCCAGUUUGCAGCUUCAAGCACUGAACCACCGUUUCCAGCAAACACAGUACCUCGCCUUACCGGAGCGCGCGGAGCUGGCUGCCUCUCUAGGACUGACACAAACCCAGGUAAAGAUUUGGUUCCAGAAUAAAAGGUCAAAGUUUAAGAAGCUGCUCAAGCAAGGCGGCAACCCGCACGAGAGCGACCCUAUGCCGGGCUCCAUGUCCCUCUCCCCGCGCUCCCCGACCAUCCCUCCAAUAUGGGACGUCUCGGCCUCUUCCAAAGGAGUAAACAUGCCGGCCAACAGCUACAUGCCCGGCUACUCUCACUGGUAUUCCUCUCCACAUCAAGAUUCAAUGCAGAGAUAGACUGAUGAGACAAGAAGGUCAGUGAGCUGUCUGGAGGCCUCCGGAUCUCCGCCAUGCAGUUUCCAACGUAGCCUACAAUUUGUGUCAGCGCAGAGACUGGAUGCUGGAGUGGAGGGAAAAAAAAACUCGGCUACUCCUCUGCUGAAGGAUAAAAACGCAGCCAAGCCUAGGUGUGAUGACACAAACAAGGGAACUAACUUUUCUUUUUUCUUUUUUUUAGCGUACAUGACUGUUCAGUGGGCUCGCAUAUUUGUUAUGCUUUAUUUCAUGUCAACAUCUGAACGUCAAUUAUACCAAAUAUUACCAGUGACAUUUUAGCCACUUUGGGCAAAGACUGCUUACACUCUUCAUGCGCUGUGGCGCCCAGAGCCUUUCGCCACGGUGGACUCCUGCCUGCUAUUUUUUGGUUGUUUCUCCAACAUGCAAAACCAAGCAAAUUGUCUGUCUGUAAAUAUAAUCUGCGAUUUUAGCUGUACAUACACUUUUUAUGUUUUGUCAGAUUGAGUAAACCGUGACUCAAAA